Pseudoliparis swirei is the source of this 4677-nucleotide messenger RNA. Its product is annotated as carboxyl-terminal PDZ ligand of neuronal nitric oxide synthase protein-like. NCBI's taxonomy places the organism in Eukaryota, Metazoa, Chordata, Actinopteri, Perciformes, Liparidae. The transcript has 14 exons. The record is from RefSeq and is a predicted model, not a curated record. Gene Ontology annotation, molecular function: nitric-oxide synthase binding. The coding region runs from base 358 to 2553 and encodes 731 amino acids.
GUCGGGACGACGCACCACAUCUGUCUCCGUUUCUUCUCCGCCUGUGCGUGAUUGCAAAGCAAGGUUAGGGGCAAAUAUCGACUCGGGUGGGUGGGCGGAGGCACCGGGAACGCCGGGGAAGUAGUUGCCGACACUUGGGUCGCUUUUGACGGGGACCGCGAAGAGGAGCGUUGCAAUGCUGGGACGGUUCGCUGCGAUGGAGAACGUGCACUAACCGGAUUUUUUUUAUAAUUUGUUGGGGGUUUCUUCUCUUUCCUCUUUUUCUUGGAUUACCCUUCUGUUAAACCGACUUGGUUCGUGCUCCUCUCGGUUCUUCUGAAAGCGUGGAAUAGUGGAACACUUGCGGAAGAAAAAAAAAUGCCUGCAAAAACCAAGUACAACCUCGUCGAUGAUGGGCAUGAUUUGAGGAUCCCGCUGCACAACGAGGAAGCGUUCCAGCACGGGAUCAACUUCGAGGCAAAGUACAUCGGCAGCCUGGAUGUGACGCGGCCGAGCAGCCGAGUGGAGAUCGUGGCCGCGAUGAGAAGGAUUCGGUAUGAAUUCAAGGUGAAAAACAUCAAGAAGAAAAAAGUCAACAUCGUGGUGUCUGUCGAAGGCGUGAGAGUCGGCUUGAGGAAAAAGAAAAAAAAGAAGGAGUGGACGUGGGACGAGAGCAAGAUGAUGGUGAUGCAGGAUCCCAUUUACAGAAUAUUCUAUGUGUCUCACGACUCGCAGGAUCUGAAGAUAUUCAGCUACAUCGCCAGAGACGGACAGAGCAACGUCUUCCGCUGCAACGUCUUCAAGUCCAAGAAGAAGAGUCAGGCCAUGCGUAUUGUUCGGACGCACAAGCGGACAGGAGACAAGGAGAACAAGAACGGCAGCGACUCCUCGGUCACAGGCGUGCGUGCUUAUCCACCUGUAUGCGUCUGUACUUUCCUCGGCUCAGCUCGGGAGCCAACGGGCGGCGAGCUAAAGGGCGCCGAGCUAACGGGCGCCGAGCAAACGGCGACCGUCGCCGAGGAGACGGAUAUCGACGCGGAGGACGCGAGCCACGCAUCUGCAGCCGAGGAGUUGAACCUCAAUAGAGGGGUCACUGAUCUGGACGACAGAGCCAAGGCCCCUGAUCCGACCCAGGCAGAGAGCAAGGCUUCAGAGGAGGCCUCUCUGCUGAUGUCCAUCCCCAGGAUGCUGCUCCCUCCAUCAGCCACGCUGCCACCAGGCGCCCCCCUGUCGGCCCACCACCAGAUCCAGCUGCUCCAGCAGCAGCUGCAGCAGCAACAGCAGCAGACACAAGUGGCGGUGGCACAGGUCCACCUGUUGAAGGACCAGCUGUCGGCGGAGGCCACGGCUCGGUUGGAGGCCCAGGCUCGAGUCCACCAGCUGCUGCUGCAGAACAAAGACCUGCUGCAGCACAUCUCCCUGCUGGUGAAACAGAUUCAGGAGCUGGAGCUCAAGAUGUCUGGACACAACUCCAUGGGGUCUCAGGACAGCCUGUUGGAGAUCACCUUCCGGUCUACAGUCCCUCAGGUGAUCUGCGACGCCACGACACCCAAACCCGAUAUGUCCGCCCUCCACCUGCCGGCGCUGGGCUCCACUGACGGCACCGGCAACGCCUUCUUGUCUUCCAACGGGACUCUGGGAAGCCCCCUAGUCGAUCAAAGUAUGUUUGAGAACUCCAUCGCCCAGCAGCAGAGUCCUCAGACCUCGAGGCCGGGCCAGCACUCAACCCGGCGCUCCCCGGCAUCGGCCAAUCACAACCUGGGGUCCAGCUCCGUCGACUCUUUGUCCUUCGGUGGCCAACAGAGGCUUAAAAACGCCAUUAAUCUGGGCAAGGCGGUCGGUGCGAAGGUCAAUGACUUGUUGAGAAGAAAGGAGCCCAGUCACCUGGGGGACAUCGGGGUCACGGAGGUCAACAAGAACGUUGAUGCCGUGUGGAGCUGUAUGGACCAGCUCACCCAGACCACCGCCAACAGUCACUUCUCCUCCUUUGACUCCUUCCCCCGGCUGGACCCACCACCGCCGUCGGGGAAGAAGCGCCUCCCCCGGGCGCUGAAGACCACCCAGGACAUGAUGAUCUCCUCCGACCCCGUGGUCUCCUCUCCGGACCCGGCCGACUCGUCCUCCUUCCUCCCUGCCGCCGACGAGACGCCCCUCAUCGGCCAGCAGGAGCUGGCGAGCAGCGAGGAGCAGCGGCAGGGCGAGAAGGAGGACGGCGCACCGGGGGCGGGAAGCAACGGCAACGUUGUCGAAGUGACGCGUGGCGGAGGAGACGUGGCGGAAAAUGGGAGCGCCGGAGGAGGCGAGGAGGAACGUCGGGCCCGGCCGCCGCUCUCUGUGCCGGACCUGGUCAGCGAAGAGCCGCCCCCGGAGCCCCGAGCCGCGCCCGACGACAUCUGGCAGAAGGCGUCGGAGCCGGACUCCCGGCUGGCCUCCACGCCCCGCUCGGCCAAAGCGUCCUGCCGCAUCAGCCUGGGGGAGGAGCUGCUGCUGGGGAACGGCGGGCCCGGCCGGAAAGGCAGCGGGGGCGGCGCCGAUGACCCCGAGCCCCACCCGGACCUGCUGGUCUUUGAGUAGCGUCAGACACCAGCAUGCCUCAAAAGGUCUGAAGCUUUCGCUCUUCAUUUGAACCGGAGCGGCUCGAUUCAAACGGACUGAUAGUGAGGACUGCGGAUCAAAUAUUCAGCGCCGCUCUUCUAAAUAUUGAACUCUCCCUGCUUCUGGGUCUGCUUUAAGAAAAGGGAACCGGGGCUUCCGGGAAUCCGACCCGGAUCUGUUGCUUUUUAACUUUUGAAGCAUCUUUUCAGAUGUGUGGCUGAGUUUGAAUGUCAUGGACAACGUGGCUGAGGAACACGAGCGGCUUCUCCCUGAGGACCAGCAGCCGAUGAUGAAGAAGCAGCGAGAGGAAAUGAGCUGGAGGUGAGGCUUCACGAUGGGGCAGUGAGAAUUAAAACAUUAACAUUUCAACCAUAGAACACAUGGCUAUCGAGGAAUAUCAUUUUCUCAUCGGUCUAUUUAUCCUUUCCGCUUUAGGAAUGCCAUAAUACCCGAUAAUGUUAUAAAUGUAUAUAAUUAAUGUGAUGAAAUAUCCCUUUAAAUGGGCUAAAAAUGACAAAAGAAUCCAGUUAAACGAAUAGCGGGUCGUCGCAAAAACAACUUUAAUCUUCCUGAAAAAUUCAAACAUUAGGAUUAUCUUAUAACAAAAUGUAUGGGUUGUUCUAUUAUUUAUAUAGUAAUAAGUUAUUAUAAUACUAUGCCAUUCCUUUCAAGAACCUUUUUUGACAUUUAAAGGGAUAUACAUUUCAUGACUGUCACACAAUAUUAUACAAAAGCUGCUACAAUGAAAACAAUUACAAACCGCAACUAAUAUGUGUUAACAGAAAUGUAAUUUGCAUUUCAUAUAGCGAUAACUCUAUGUUUCCGCAGAAUUUUCUGCGUGUAGAAUUCCAGUUAUUUUCCCGGAUGAAGAUGUUUUCGAAUCGAAAGGGAACGAGAGGGGGAGGCUGAAGGAAUGCGGACGUGUUGGAGGGGGACCGGUUUAUGGGGGAGUUCACGUCCGGUUCAGUCUUCACAGAACACCCCGUAUAGUUUGUCAGGACCGGAAGUCUUUUGACCCGGAGCAUCAUUCAUAUUAAAUCAUAUUUGACCCCUUUUUGGUCCCGUGUCGCCUUUGGCGUGGACCGUGACCCUGAAGGUGACCUUUUAAAGCUCUGAUCAUUCUCAAAGGAUGCUCAUCUUUUUGCCUGAAGAUAUAUCAUCAUCACACAUAAUGAAUCUGUACCUAUUGGCCCCGGAGAGAAUGUGAGUCUGCAACCGUACACAUAUGCUCAUCUUCAGAAAACAUAUUCAUAUGAUGAGAAAGGCUUCCAGUCUGACAUUCUGCUGACAAUAAAAAGUGUUUUCUGAGCCGGAUAAACCCCCCAAAAAACCUGACAGUGAGUCGGGGUGAAAAGAUGGAGGGGCGGGAUGUGGGGGGGGUGAGAAGUUUUUGUUUGGGCCAAAACACCAAUAAGAUAAUGAGCUGUCAACAGAGAGAUGAAGAGGUGUAUAUUUUAUUCCAGCAGAUCAUGAAGUGACGGACCAAAGACGUGAAGAUUUGUUUUUGUCUUAUUGCUACUCUGGAAAAAAUAAGCAACAGUUCGUACAAGUAGAUAAAUUCUCUUUUAGUUUCACUUCUUCUGUUGAGGAAAAAGUUUGAACCAAAGUUGAAGCAUUUUAAACAAUUUGAUCGCACUUCACGUGCUUUUAUUUAAGACGUGCCGACUCGUCGCUGAGCUGCGGGUGUUUCAACGUUGUCGAUGUGACCCUGAAGCAUCAGGCUGCAAUGUUGUUGUUUUUUUUGGCACGAUCCAAUUGGAAAUGUGUCUUUUUAUGACAGCGCUAUCUGAGCGUCGGACACAUCCGGAGAGCCAGCUAACGGAUGCCCAAAUCCAGACCCUAAAAAUAGCCCGAUUUUCUAAAAGAGAUCCUCGAGUGGCCUCUAUAAGUAGCCGCUGUGCCCUUUGCAGGGAUUUCCUGACACACACAAAAAAGAAAGAAAAGAAGGGCAAGACAUUCCCAGCAGACGCCGAGACGGACACAGAGCCGGCGGUCGGGUCGUGGCCGGCAGAACCAGAGGAAUGUGGAGCCGGAGAGAAAGGAAGCUUUGUCUCUCUCCGUCUGUCUCCUCUGCCAAUGAAUUAUUACGACACACUGAAAAUG